This is a messenger RNA of Periconia digitata, 2409 nucleotides long. Lineage: Eukaryota; Fungi; Ascomycota; Dothideomycetes; Pleosporales; Periconiaceae. The record is from the annotation of a GenBank genome assembly.
CAUUAUAUCUUCGAUACACAGUCCCGUGCUGUUGUUCUUCUCCUGCCUGGCUACAAGAAGGAGUGUAGUCACAAUUGAAAGCGCGCUAGUGAUGCCGAUCAAUCUUAACCUCCCGUAACCCUCACGCCCAUCAGGGUCUUUCGCUGACGACGCCGAUAUUGGAGCGAAAUCUUCCACGCACGAGAUCCCACGACAUGCAUAUCGUUGAGAAACCCCUCUUUUCUGAAAAAUGUACGCGUGGGCUGAUCCUUCGAUGUGGAAGACAGGGGAGUUCCGAGCCAUUGGCGAACUUCGGCUCAAGACCCGACCUCGCCUUACCCCAUAUUUUCGGGGUUAACAAUAGCGAUGAGCCACAGUGAUGACGGGAUCUGCCAGAGAUUCUGCUAGGAAUGCCAGCUAUAUCUUCCAAUCUUCUCUAUUCUUUGACCAAUUGGAAUGCAUUGUGCUGUGCCGCGGUAGUUUUGGAUGCUCCUGUUUAGUUGACUGGUAGAUGCAUUGGCCUGCAGAUCUGAAGGUGCGUGCUUCUCUUUCCCCUGCAUGUCUUCAUAGUCUGAAGGAGGUUCAGGCAAUUCCUCUAGAUAUGUUCAUCCUGUGUAGAUGGAUGCAUGGGUAGGGGUAAAUACCUAGGUACUUAUACCUCAAGGGCCGCGCUUAUUCUAGAUCUUUAGCAUAUCCUUUACUUGGACCUCCAGAACUCAUACAAUUGAGCAUUUACGACCAACCAUGGAGAUGAACAAUAUAAACAAACCCGAUUCGUCGACGAACUACAAACCUGAAUCAGAGAUGACAAAGAUACUCUCUUUCCCAGCUUCACAAUCUACAGGAAAACAACUCUUGAAUGAUACAGAAGAACAAAGCGAAAACCUCGACACGGAUGCCAAUCUUCCACUCCGAACUGCUUAUCGACAAUAUUCCAAAGUCUCCCUAUGGGUUCUCGGCCUUUCAUCUGUCGUCAUUCUCUGGGGCUACGACUUAUCUGUUGUGGGCGCUAUUGCCUCCCUGGAACCUUUCCAACGCGACUUCGGGGUCUUCGACAAGAUGGUCGAUGGGAAAGAAAAAUGGAUCAUUCCACAGAUUUGGCUUUCACUGUGGCAAGCAUUUCCAGCUAUAGGGCAAUUAGUUGGAGCCAUCAUUGGGGGGCCUCUUGCAGACAGCAGAGGCAGGAGAUCAUGCAUGCUCUGGGGUGCUAUACUAGUUACCAUCAGCAUUCUGAUCGAGUUCCUGGCCAACAGAGUGCCCAGUCUCGACGGUAUGCGCGGGGUCUUCCUCGCCGGUAAAAUGCUCCAAGGCCUCGCCACUGCUCUUCUGAAGAUUACCACGCAAACUUGGAUCUCCGAGACAGUACCCGUCUGCCUCCGUGGACCCUCUAUGGCUAUUAUACCUGCCGCCAAUCUGGUCGGUCAGCUUCUUGGCGCCCUCGCCGUCUUCGCUGUCAACGGGGUCGAAACCGACAUGGGAUACCUGAUCACCUUGGGUCUUCAAUGGUUUUUCUGCAUCGCACCCUUCAUCAUGGCCUCGACCCUUCCUGAGCCCCCAGUAUACCUCGUCCGCAAGCAGCGUCUGGAUGACGCAACCCAUAGCAUUCACCGCCUCUUCGCGCCCAAAAACGACUGCGACAAAAUCCUCUCCCAGCUGCAAACCUCAGAGCAGGAAGAAGCCUCAAAAGCCUAUAGCGAUGGCGCACCGACCUAUGCAGAGUGCUUCCGCGGCGCAAACCGCCGCCGUACCGCUAUCGUCAUUUUCGCUAACUUCCUUCCCCCGCUCUUCGGUCUCACACUUCUCUCCUCGGCCUCUUACUUCCUACAGCAAGUCGGUAUGUCAUCUAUGUACUCUCUCGUCUUUCUCAUCGUUGGCAUCAUCAUCGGCUUCCUCGGUAACGCAGGCUCGACAUGGACUCUCUCGCAUCUGCCGCGCCGCCGCCUCACUAUCGCCACUCUCCUCGUCGCUGCUGUUCUCUGGGGCGGCAUGGGUAUUACGGGAUUAUUUCCUGCUGCCGAGAAAUCGGGUAUUGCAGCAUGGCUCACCGCCGCCUUCAUGAUGCUCAUCAUCUUUGUCUGUGGCUUGGGUUGCUGGAGCGCGUCGUACUCCAUCAUGUCCGAAGUCUCGUCCCUGCGGCUCCGGGCUACUUCGCAAGCUAUCGGCGGUGUGGCGGCAUAUAUCGCUGCUAUUUUCGCAAAUUUCGUCUUGCCAUACUUGUACAAUCCUGAUAGCGCGGAUCUAAAAGCAAAGACGGGAUGGGUGUUUAUGGGAACAAGUGUGAUAGCCGCAGCUGCUACGUGGGCUAUUGUGCCAGAGAUGAGGGCACGCAGCGCAAUUGAGAUUGAUCGCAUGUUUGAGAGUGGGAUCCCGGCUUGGAAGACCAGUUCGUGGGUGGACGAGAAGGGUAGUGCUGGAAGAGCUACAACUUGA